GUCCCGUCCGAGAGCCUUUUGUCUUCCCUCGGUGCGAGGGGCCGGCCAUUGGUUCCGCCGGCCAUGGCCUUCCGUAAAGCGUUCCAGGUGGCGGCCUGCGGUCUCGCCGGCACCGCCGCCUUGGUGGUGGCUGCGGCCGCCUCACAGCGGCGUGGUGACAGCAGCGUGAAGGCGGCGACCGUCAGCUGGAGUCCUGCCACCGGAGGCUGGGACUCCAACUGGGACAAACGUGAGCCUAUUUCUCUUAUUAAACCAAACCAGAGAAAUAAAGAGACGUCUGAGGACUUCACCGCACAGCUAGAAAACUACAAGGUCAAAGCCACAAGGCACAUCUUCCUCAUCAGACAUUCCCAGUACGAACUGUCGGCCUCAACAGACAAGGACAGAGUCCUGACAUCACUGGGUCGCGAACAAGCCGAACUGACGGGCCAGCGGCUGGCGAGUCUGGGAUUGAACUACGACAUCUUGAUUCACUCCAGUAUGACCAGGGCUAAAGAGACAGCGGCGAUUAUUCGUAAACAUUUACCAGGUGUGGAAACGAUGAGCUGUGACUUACUGAGAGAGGGUGCGCCGAUUGAACCCGACCCACCUGUCAGCCACUGGAAGCCGGAGGCGAUGCAGUAUCAUGAAGAUGGUGCGAGGAUUGAAGCUGCCUUCCGUCGCUAUAUCCACAGAGCUGACUUGAAGCAACAGAACGACAGUUAUGAGAUCAUUGUCUGUCACGCAAAUGUAAUCCGCUAUUUCGUUUGCAGAGCGUUGCAGUUCCCUCCGGAGGGGUGGCUGAGAAUGUGUCUGAACAACGGCAGCAUCACCUGGCUCACCAUUCGGCCGAACGGAAGGGUGGCACUUCGAACGUUGGGGGAUACGGGUUUCAUGCCUCCCGACAAACUAACCCGUUAAAAGAAACUGUUGGGGGGAGGGGGAAACAUGCAUGCUUCACAGUGCAGAAUAUUUACCUCGUACUUGAAAUGAUGUCUGUGGCUGUUCUGUCGACUUGCAGCAAUAUUUACAGAUUUUUAUUUUUGUUUUCAGUUUUUAAUUCACAUUUUAGAAUCAUAUUCUACCAGCAAAAGGGUGUGAGAUGUAAUCACUGUUCUUUGUCAGCUGAUAAUUGACGUAGUGAAUGUGUUUGAUUUGGCCAUCUCCUGUAAGCUUGUUUAUAAAAAUAUAUGGGCCUUGUGGUAUCUAAGUAUUACCACCAAUGUUUUUUAAAAAAAGUAAAAAUUUUCCUAAAACGCCUGCUCCCCUCUAGUCCAAUGCAAUUAAUCAGUGAGAUGUGUUAACCUCGGGCAAAGAUGGACUUGAGGAAGGGACUUGCUGUUUCUGGUGUUUAAUGUUAGCUGACCUCAGCACACCUGGAUUCGAUGUUUAGUUACUGCAGGGCAGUCGGGUGGGAUUUCCUUCCCUCCCGACCCCUUUCCCGUAAUCCUCCAGCAGUAGUGGAGAAGACAGCAGUGCCCCUACUACUGAACCAUCCCCAAAGCUCACAACAUGUUAAAAGCCAUGAAAAACAUAGAUAACCUGUAAAAUACUUACUGUUACACCACUGGCAUUUAAGGCAGCAAUGAAGGGCCUCCAUCUCUGGCUGUGUUCAGGGCUUCCUUCGUCGUGUCAGUAGCUUCCCCUCAGUUGACACUACUGUCAGUCACACAAGUCUUGGGUGGAGACUCAGGAAUACCGUCACACUCAGAUGUAGGAUGACUCUUCGUUGCUGUUUCCAUAACUAUUUUUUUGACCAGACAGGGUUGUUAGUCCUAGCUGAACCCGGAGGACUGAUGGACCACCCUUAGUCUGGCCUCUACCCUUUGACCUGUUAGGCUUGGGUGACCCUGUCUCCGGCCAACGUGGCUGUCCGGGUCACUGAGGCACAAACCCUAUGACAAGGUUGUGGUCCUCUUCGAGGCUGUAAAAUACAGCACCUUUAUAAUCCAAAGAGCUUCAUAACUAUUUUAAAAAUAAUUGUUAUCAAUAUGCAAGGCCUAAAUCCUUGGUCAGGAUGAUGUUGGGUGUGAAUCCAGGUUAUACGCAACGAGUUAUCAGUGUUAACUUUAGUACCUGGUGAUCACAUUUGAAACUUGUAUCAUGUCACUGCAUUAAGCAGUUUACCCGAUUGUCACUUCUUUCCCGAUGCAAUAUUCAAACGUUGAAUACAG
Messenger RNA from Mobula hypostoma (lesser devil ray), 2153 nucleotides. RefSeq names its product PGAM family member 5, serine/threonine protein phosphatase, mitochondrial (gene pgam5). Lineage: Eukaryota; Metazoa; Chordata; Chondrichthyes; Myliobatiformes; Myliobatidae. Gene Ontology annotation, cellular component: mitochondrion. The transcript is spliced from 6 exons. Gene Ontology annotation, biological process: peptidyl-threonine dephosphorylation; positive regulation of mitochondrial fission. Bases 64 to 900 code for a protein of 278 amino acids. Gene Ontology annotation, molecular function: protein serine/threonine phosphatase activity. The record is from RefSeq and is a predicted model, not a curated record.